UCACCGCGCGUUACAGCAGCACUGACCUACAAGCCAUUUUCUAACUAGCCAGAUAAAUUACUAUGCGCUGAUGACACGGCUGCAACAGCAACGAGGAAGCGAGGACAGAGUCCCGUCUGACCCGACGAUUCUGCUGGGAAAUGUGGGUCAAUGAACCGAUGACCCGACUCUGCGAUCGAUUCACGGCAGCGACCCCGUCACUACGGCCACGUGAGGCGAAUCCCCUUUUGAAAAACAAUCCCCGGGAAGGUGACUUUGAGUUUCAUGGAGUCACUCGAAACUAUCGCCGAGGUGAAACGCUCCACCGAGGACCGGGAAAGGAACGCCGCCGCAGCCCAGAUACAGCGUUCACCGGAGCCCCCGGCGGCGCUGCCCACCGAGGGCGUCCCGCCGCUCGAGGGGGAGGGCGGGGGAGGGCGCGAGGCGGGGAGGCUCCGGCGGACGCAAGAAGGUCAGAGCCGAGGCACGUGCGGAGCGAGAGAAUCGACCGACUCAGGGAAUUCACCGCAACCAGGAGGUCCGUGCUGCGAGGCCGGCCACAAAGACUAUGAUCCGUCCACGUAUCUGUCUCCAGGCGGACAGGAAGCUGCGGGGCACCACAGGAAGUCCCCCGGUCUGGCCACGGACGCCGCUCAGCAGCCCUGCCACCCGGGGACGGACCCGUCGGCGGCGGAGGCGCAGAAAUCCCAAAAGCCCGGGAGGUACGUGUGCGACUACUGCGGCCGGGCGUGUGCCAAGCCCAGCGUGCUGAAGAAGCACAUCCGCUCGCACACGGGCGAGAGGCCCUACCCCUGCCUCCCGUGUGGCUUCUCCUUCAAGACCAAGAGCAACCUGUACAAACACAGGAAGUCCCACGCGCAUCUGGUCAAAGCCGGCAGCGCUUCCUUCUCGGAGCUGGGUCCGUACGGCGGCGGCGGCGACCAGGGAUCCUUCGAGGGCGACGGCGAGCUGUACUCGGACGGCGAGCAGACCACCGACACGGACGACGACGGCGUCGGGGACCCCCUGCUGCUGCUGGACUCCCCCGCCGAGGCCGGCUCGGAGAGCAUGGCCGUGAAGGUCCUGAACCUCAUCGCCCAGAAGAGGGGAGGGGUCGCCGCCUCCGUGGCCGGGACGGCGCCUCAGGACGGGUCGCAGGAAGUCACCGCCGUGUCCCCCGCCGUCUCUCCGUGCGGCCGUGCCGUCCAGUCCAGCGCCGUCAAGCAGCGGCUGGCCCUCCGGCUCUCGGAGAAGCGCAGCGGCGAGUCGGAGCAGAACCUGUCUCUGCCCAGUCAGUCCAGCAAGGGCAGCACCGACUCGGGCUACUUCUCCCGGUCGGAGAGCGCCGAGCACCAGGCCGGGCCGCCCAACGCCAACGCCAAGUCCUACCAGGAGAUCAUGUUCGGCAAGUGCUACCGGCCCAGCCCCAAGCAGAUGACGGCGUUCGCCCUAAGCGGCCGGGACGCCUCCAGCGAGCACCCGGCCCCACGGCCGGAGAGGGGCGUCUCCCGCGUGUUCACCCAGGAGAAGGACGUGGUGGAGCCCAUCAAGAUCACCACCAAGAUGUACGGCCGGGAGGAGAUGCUGGCGGAGGCACCGCCGGACGGGGGGCUGGACGCCGGCCCCCUGCUCCGGAGCAACUCCAUGCCCACGUCGUCGGCCGUCUGCCUGAGCGUGCCGCCCUGCCUCCGGGGCAGCCACUCCUUCGACGAGCGGUCCACCGCCGGGGGGAUGAGGAGGCUCCGGAGACAGGCGGCCUUCGAGCACUCGGUCCACGAGGGGCACCACGAGAGCGACGGCCCCGGGAGGGUUCCUGAGGGCGGCGUGGCGGAGAUGGAGGGCCUGCCGUCCGGCGCCAGCCACAACAAACACGCCAUGGAGCUGGCGACGCGAAAGCGGCGCAAAGAGAAGCGGGAGGAGGAGGAUUCGUCGGGGCUGUACGACGCCCAGGGCGGAGAGUGUGAAGACGUCGCCCGCUACCCCCUGGACUCCGUCAAGGACUACGAUAUGAAAGGAGCCAUGGGGCUCUUGGCUUUGGGGAAAGGCGUCUGUAUUCACUCACAGCCGGACAGGGCUGACAUGGAGCUAUCCGUGGACACCCAGACAUGCAGCAGGAAGAGCGUAGGGAACGUGAUCUCUGUGAUACAACACACAAACUCACUGAAUCGAUCGCACGUCCCCGAACCGUCGGAGUCCUACGUUAAGUAUCAAGGACCGAGGCACGAGCAAUGCUCUUCGUUCCACGGCUCGUUGGAGCACACCGACUCGUGUGAGAUGGAGAGCAGUGUCGGCAGAACGGGCCAGUCCUUUCAGAUGGGCCCCAAACUGGUGCGGCAGUCCAACAUCCAGGUCCCUGAGAUCAGGGUGACGGUGGAGCCCGACAGCCCCGAGAAAGCGCCGGAGGUGAAGGUAAAGGCCAAGGAGCCCGAGAGGCACGUGGAAGUGGAGUUCCAGUGGCCGCAACGGAGCGAAACCUUAGCACAAUUCCCGCCCGAGAAACUGCCCCCGAAGAAGAAGAGGCUCCGCCUGGCCGACAUCGAACACUCCUCGGGCGAGUCCAGCUUCGAGUCGGCCUGCACCAGCCUCUCGCGCAGCCCCAGCCAGGACAGCAACCUGUCCUACUGCUCCGCCUUCUCCUUCGACCGCGAGGAGAGCCUCAAGUCCGUCUCCCCGGGCCGGCAGGACGAGUUCGGACGACCGCUGGAACUGCUGGCCGUGCCGGGCAGCGCCCACGCCCUGUCUCUGCUCCACCAGCGGCAGCAGCACGAGAUGAGGCGGUCCUCCUCGGAGCAGGCGCCCUGCGACAUGCGCAAGGAGUUCCCCGAGACUCGCAGCGUGUCGUUCGACUACGGCAGCCUCACGCCGACGUCCAAGGGACGGCUGGCGGACAUCGGCGAGAGACGGCGGGGCAACCUGGUCAGACAGCCGUCCCUCAACAUGGACACCGAGGUCACGCCGCAAGGCCCGUCCAAAGCGGGGCACCAGUUCCCGGGCGGCGUCCUUCCUUUCACGCCGAUCGCCCCGCCACCUCCACCGACGUUGCCCGUGUUCGCCUCAGGUAUCUACCAAUCGCCGCCCGGCGUCCUGGUGCCUGUCCGGGCGCACACUCACCUGCCGUCCUACGGCAGCAUCACCUACACCACGGUGUCGCAGAUCCUAGACCACCAGUACGACACGGUGUGCUCCCUCAUCGGCGCCGCCGUCACAAGCACCACCGCGUCCCGGACCCAGCUCCGCCUGUUCGGAACCCUCGACCACCCCCCGGCGACCGUCGUCACGGGCGACGCCAGGUCGGCCUCCCUGAACGUGGAGGCGCUGGACCUGUCCUCGGCCAAGCUGAAGACGGGCAUCCCGCUCUCGCUGACCUCCAGGACCAUCUCCACCACCAACGCCUCCAGCGGCGGCGGCGGCGGCGCCAACAAGCGCAUGCUGUCGCCCGCCAGCAGCCUGGACCUCUUCAUGGAGGUCAAGCAGCAGAAGCGCGUGAAAGAGGAGAAGAUGUUCGGGCAGAUCGUGGAGGAGCUGAGCGCCGUGGAGCUGGGGAAGUGCUACCUGGCCGAGGACAGCCGGCCGGGCUCAGAGAUGCAGGCCUUCUCUUCGGCCCGAGCGCCGGACAAAUUCAUCGGCUCCUCGCGGCACAACGUCGGAGAGAGCGUCGACUCGGCCAUGGAGAGCAGCGGCUCCCCGCCGUUCUUCACGGCGCCCGUCGGCGGAGACGCCGAGGACGGCAAGGUGCCGAUGGACACGGCCGUGCAGCCGACCUCCUCGGACGACCACCGACCCCGGCUCCGACCCUCGCAGUUCCCCAGCCUGCGCACCACCACCGGCGUGAGCUGGUGCUACCUGAACUACGCCAAGCCCAGCAGCGUCCUCGGCGACGACGCGGGCCCCGCCCCCUCCGUCUACGCCACCUGGUGCGUGAGCCUGCACAACCCCAACCCCCCCGCCGUCAGCACCAGCACGGCGCUGGCCCUCCUGCGGUCUCGGCAGCGGCAGGACGGGGUGCUGUACACGGUGGCCGCCAUGUGCCAGCCCGGCGCGGGGAAGCUGGUGUCCUCCUUGAUCCUGUGGAGGCAGAAGAUGGAGCAGCUGCAGAGGAAACCAGAGAUCAAGGAGGAGGCGGUGGCGACCACGCCGCCGGCGUUGGGGGCGGGGCCAGGGACAGGGCCGGGGGCGGCGGCCUACGGGAGGAAGGCGAAGGAGCCCGGCUGCAGGCCACGGACGGCCAAGGAGGAGUGGAAGGAGCGCGAGGCCACCCUGGGCCAGGCGCUGCCAACACGCAUCAAGAUCUUCGAGGGCGGGUACAAGUCCAACGAGGACUAUGUGUACGUGCGCGGGCGCGGUCGGGGGAAGUACAUCUGUGAGGAGUGCGGCAUCCGCUGCAAGAAGCCCAGCAUGCUGAAGAAGCACAUCCGCACGCACACCGACGUGCGACCCUACGUCUGCCGGGUCUGCAACUUCGCCUUCAAGACCAAAGGAAACCUGACGAAGCACAUGAAGUCCAAAGCACACAUGAAGAAGUGUCUGGAGAUGGGCGUGUCCGUGUCCGUGGACGACAUCGAGAUCCAAGAAGCGGUUGAGGGAGGAGCCACGCAGGACUCCAAGGCGGGGCUGGGGGGCGUGGCCAAGCACCAGUUCUCGGACGCCGACGACUCGGACGGCGCCGACGAGGACAUGGACGAGAUCGACGAGGAGGACGACGACGACGAAGACUACGAGGGCGACUCCACGCCCAAGAUGCGCUCCCGGAGCGCCAGCCCCCAGCCCGGCGGCGGGGGGGGCGUGGCCUCGCUAUCGGUGACCGCCAGCGCCGCGCUCCACGGCUACUCCCUGGCCUCGCUCCCGGGGGCCACGGGGGGGGGGGGGUCCCGGCGGCGCUCGCCGUCCAAGGACAACCCCGCCCUGGUCGCCAUGGAGCAGCGCGACCGCCACGUGGACGAGGACUCGCUGACCAUGCUGUCCCCGGACCAGAGCUGCUUCCUGUUCGACCCGUCCGCUUCCUGCCUGCUCUCGCCCGGCUGGGAGUCGCCUCUCCGGGAGCCGUCGCCGUCCCGCCUGCGCUACCCCUCCCCCCGCCGGGAGCUGUCCCCCCGGGGCCGCUCCGCCCCCCCCCGCUGGGACGGCUCCCCGCUGAGGCCCGGCUCCCCCGGCUUCUCCUCCCCCCUCUCCCGCCACCUCUCCCCCGUCUCGGCCGAGAGGCCGCUGUCCCCGCUGAGCGAGCUCGCAGGCAGGAGGGAGCCCGCCGCGGUCAGGGGCCGGCAGAGGGUGGUCCUGAGGGCCAUGUCCCCGCGCCGGGGGGCCCACCAGCACCGCGGCCCCCUGGGGGGGGAGAAGGGCCGGCAGGUGAAGGUGGAGUCGCCCCCCCAGCAGCUCCUCACGCAGCAGCCGCGUGGAGCCUUCGAGACGGCGCCGGAUCAGAGGAGCGGCCUGGCUCCCAGCAUGCAGUGCGGUGCCAGCGUUCCACUGCAGAACCUCCUCAGCCACCUCCCCCUGCACUCCCAGCAGCCCGCCGGCAGCCUGCUCCCCCUCUGCCCCGUGGGGGGGGUCCAGAUGCUGCCCGCCCAGCCCUCCUCCUCCUCUUCCUCCUCCUCCUCCUCCUCCUCCGCCCUCAGCCCGCAGGCCAGCGAGAGCAGCAUGGAGUGCGGCUCGCUCCCGGAGCCCCCGGAGUCGGGGGCCGAGGAGGCCGGGCUCCACCACCAGGAGCGCCCGUCCUCCUCCUCCUCCGAGAACGUGCAGACGUGCGUGACGGCCAUCGCCUCGCUGAAGAUCAGCGUGGAGGAGCUGCACUGAAGGCUCCUCAGAACUCCUCCUGGUUCUGGCCCACGGCACGCAGACCUUUACAUCCGCUUCCUGUCAGCUUUUCGCAGGGUCGGUCGCGUCGGUCCAUGUCACGCGUGUAUGUGCACACGUGUGUGUGUGGGUCCCCAGGCCCAUCGGGCGUCCUCCAGGCACCCACCUGGGGCGCUGAGGCUCUAGCUCUGGACGGGACAGUGGAGAGUAGAACUUCAUCCACCACCGACCUGUCGUGUUGAAUGUGGUUCCCCUGAGCUCCUCCUCCAGAGGGGCGGGGAACGGUGUUGUUUGGGGGUCCGGGUCAGGCUCUUGGUCUGGGUCUGGGUCUGGGUCUGGGAGGACCUGGUCUGGGUCUUGUUCUGGGUCUGGGAGGACCUGGUCUGGGUCUUGUUCUGGGUCUGGGAGGACCUGGUCUGGGUCUUGUUCUGGGUCUGGAAGAACCCAGACCGGCGGUACAGAAGUUACGGACACAAAUCAGUGUUGGGUGCAGGUGCAAUAUGGAAAUAUAUUAUGCUAAUAUGCCUUUGUUUGACAUUGUAGUUUGCGUACAAUUGCACAUAAAUAUAUUUAUGAACUCUGUACAGAAUAUACCUGAAGUAUAUACUCCUUCGUAGACCGCAUACAAAAUAUUGUGUAUUCAACGUGUACAUUGAAGAAAAUGAAAAAAAACUAGACUGUUGUAUAACGUACGUAUCAUAUCGAGGUGUGGCACCGUAGCGCAGUAAAGCGACAAACUAAUCGUAAGGGAGAGCGUAUGUAAACUAUAUAUAAAAACACUUUGACCAAAUUUAAGUAGAUGCUUCUUGUGCGGUUUAAAACUCUUUUAACGACGCAGUGGUGGCGUGUGCCUUUUCGUUGCUUCAAUCUUAUCGCCCUUCGAAUGGAGGAGCCUCAUCAUAGCGUACUCUAUCCAACGGUCUGCCCGGGACUUUGAUCUUAAGCGUAUCUUUUCGGUUUUAGUUUGAGUCCGUUUUUCUUUUUUGUUUUCCGCUGAUUAAGACGCAGCUUGAUUUGUUUUUUAAAAAAAAGGAUCGUAAAUGGUUUAUUACGUUGCAUCUUUCUUAAUGUUGUGGUUUUUAAUCUUGAUAAACAUGCAUGGGGUUUGCUAUUGCACAAGAAUAGAGGAAAGUUGUACGAUGUAUUUAUGUAUACUGUAAGAUGUAUUUAUAUAUUAGAAAACGUAAGCACUUAUUGAUAAAUAUUUGACUACUAUUUAUACCGUCUCUCUACUGAUGCAGGUAUGCAUUGAGCCAUCGCUUAUGUUCCUAUGUCGUCGUCGCCCUCAACAAAUCAAAACUACACCUCUAUUUACUCUCCUGACCCCUCAGCUGACUAUACCAGUUUAAUAACCAUAAUUUUACGGUGAAUUUUUUCACCUGAGCACUUUGGGUUUUUUCCAUCUUUGAUAACUAGCGGUGGGUUCGCUGUGGUGGAGUUUGAUGCGUUGAUACAUUUUAUUUGUGACAUUCCUGUUUCUCAGUCCCGAUUUCUUGUCGUUUUUUGCCACAUUUCGAGGGUAGCCAGAUAAAGCAUUUUCACGUACAGUAACAAAAACUUAAGUAUUGAUGUAAACGAGUAUUACUCUGCUUCAGCUCAAACAUGCAUUUGAACAUUUACCAAAUGCAUUAUUUCUCUCUCUGUGUAUAUAAAUAUACACAUACCACACACACACACACACACACAAACAUGUGGAAUUGUAUUAUUUAAAGUAUUUUUGCAGUGCAGUAUAGCUGGAUUGUUUAUAUAUUGUUGAAAGGUCAAAGGUCAGAUUUAAUGCCUUGUGAGGUAGGGGAAAUAGCACAGUGUUCGUGUGUUCAGCUUUAAAACUCUAUCAACAAACAACACAAUACAGUAAAAUCCCCCGUCUGAGAAAUAGAUUUCAAAUUCAACGUUUGCUCUCUCAUGUUUACAAUUAUGAGUAUUAUUAUGAUUAUGUUCUUUCUUUCUUUCUGCAGACGCAGUUCUGCUUUUAUUUUGUGUUAUCGUUCCGAUAUUGUAUACAUCACUAUAAUUCAGUAGUUUAUGUGACUUAUCUGUCGUGACUUUUGCAGCUGAAAACGCUCAUAAAACAGACGGCUUUUAUUUGCUUUGGAACCCUGCAUUCAGAUUGUGUUUGUUGUGUUUAGUUUUUAUCGUGUACUUUCUAUUUACUGAACCUGCAUUGUGCCUCUGGUGUAUCUGAACCCUCCCCCUUCACUCACUGAGGGCGAAUCACGUACCUCCAGGGCGGGGGUGACGGACGGCUUUGGUAGCCAAUCCUGUGUUUAGAAAUCUGCGACCGAACCUGCACAGCAAGGACUGGAGGAGUGGAGUGCCUCUUUUAUGCCAUGAGGGAAUCUAUGAUUUGGUGCUCGACUUUUUAAGAUUAAAUUAAAAAGAAAUAUGUUUCAACAGAAUAUACUUCGAAGCUGAGACUGUGUGUAUGUUUGUCACUUUAUUUGUUUGUCAGCCCUCCACCUCCUACUCCACCCCUCCUAACGUACAUAUUUGAUAACUCUUGGUGUUACUGUACAUAGAGAACACCGUGCCAUGAGGGAUUUCAUCGGAACAACAGAUUCCUGCUAUACACGCAUCGGCACAAUAACAUGAAGAGAAAAUAAAUGAAUGCUUCCAAAAAUAGGCAUCACC
Messenger RNA from Gadus chalcogrammus (walleye pollock), 8400 nucleotides. RefSeq names its product HIVEP zinc finger 2b (gene hivep2b). The record is from RefSeq and is a predicted model, not a curated record. NCBI's taxonomy places the organism in Eukaryota, Metazoa, Chordata, Actinopteri, Gadiformes, Gadidae. Gene Ontology annotation, biological process: regulation of transcription by RNA polymerase II. Gene Ontology annotation, cellular component: nucleus. Gene Ontology annotation, molecular function: RNA polymerase II cis-regulatory region sequence-specific DNA binding; DNA-binding transcription factor activity, RNA polymerase II-specific.